Magnolia sinica is the source of this 2082-nucleotide messenger RNA. RefSeq names its product protein FAR1-RELATED SEQUENCE 5-like. Gene Ontology annotation, biological process: regulation of DNA-templated transcription. The coding region runs from base 61 to 2082 and encodes 673 amino acids. Lineage: Eukaryota; Viridiplantae; Streptophyta; Magnoliopsida; Magnoliales; Magnoliaceae. The record is from RefSeq and is a predicted model, not a curated record. The transcript has 3 exons. Gene Ontology annotation, molecular function: zinc ion binding.
UUCCUCAUUCCUUACCACCACGUUGUGCAGCCUCCGAUUACAGGUAAGACCCCUACAACUAUGCUGUGCAGCCUCGGAUUGAGCCUUACAGUUGGGGAAAUGGAGUCACAACCUAAUGCAGGUGUAGAGAAUCAUAAUGGACACCAGACAAAUCAAAAUGAAGAAACAAUCUCACAUCCAUAUGAUUUCAUUCCAGAAGCACCCAAGGAAGUGAAACCAAUAGUUGGUAUGGUGUUCAUUUCUGAAAAUGUUGCGUAUGAUUUUUACAAUGAAUAUGCUAGAUGGUGUGGAUUUAGUAUACGAAAAGGUUCAACGCGGAAUAGUAUGAAAACAGGUGAAACAAUUAUGCGAAGUUUUAUAUGUUCUAAGGAAGGGUAUCGACAUCGUAAGCAUAUAGAAGCAACAGAUCAUAAAAAGAGACCAAGAGCCAUGACAAGAUGUGAUUGCAAGGCAAAGAUUGUAGUUCACAAGAAUGGAUCAGAUAGAUGGGAAGUUAAGACAUUUGUGGAAGCACAUAGUCACAAUUUAAUGAGUCCAAGCAAGGUUCAUUGUUUACGAUCACAUCGACAUUUUACAGAUUCUCAUAAGGUUGUCAUGGAUAACAUGAGAAAAGCAGGUAUUGGCGCAGCUAAAGUGUUAAAUUUUUUUACAAAUGAAGCUGGAGGACCUGAGAAAAUGGGUUUUAUUGAUGAAGAUGCAAGAAAUGCUCUAAAAAUUCAAAGGCGUGACAAACAUGGCAAAAGUGCUCAAGAGUUGCUUCUUUACUUUCAAAAUAAACAGAUGAAUGAUGAUAAUUUUACUUAUGCAAUCCAAAUUGACAAUGAAUGUAGAUUGACAUCUUGUUUUUGGGCAGAUAAUAUUUCAAAAAUAGACUAUGAAGCUUUUGGUGACGUUGUAUGUUUUGACACAACAUACAAGACAAAUGAAUUUGAUAUGCCUUUUGGUCCAUUUGUCGGAGUCAACCACCAUAAGCAAUCUAUCUUAUUUGGUGCCGGGCUUCUGUUUGGUGAAACCAUUGAAGAUUUCGAAUGGUUAUUUCAAUCAUGGUUACAAGCUAUGGGUGGGAAGCUUCCAAAGGCUAUAAUCACAGAUCAGGAUCCAGCAAUUGCUGCUGCAAUUGCAAGUGUAUUUCCGAAUACCGAGCAUAGGUUGUGCAUGUGGCACAUUGUUCAGAAGCUUCCAGAGAAGUUAGGUAAAGUAAUUAAUGAGAACCCAUCAUUCAACAAUGAUUGGAGAAAUUGUGUAUAUAUGUGCGAUGAGGAAGCCGAAUUUGAUGCAUUAUGGUCGAAAAUGAUUGUAGAUUAUAACCUUGAAGAAAAUAAAUGGUUACAAGAUUUGUACACAAUACGUAAAAUGUGGAUUCCAGCUUAUGUUAAGAAAACGUUUUAUGCAGGGAUGUCAACGACACAACGGAGUGAAGGCAUGAAUGCCUUCUUUGAUUAUUUUGUAAGUCAUAAGUCAACGUUAUUAGAAUUUGCAGAAGGAUAUGAUCGCGCUUUACAAAAACGUCGGCAUAAUGAGUUGAAAUCGGAUUGUGACACUUUAUAUAGUAUACCCGUAGCAAUAACCUCGAUCGAUAUUGAAACAGAGAUGGCAAAAAUUUAUACAAGAGAAGUAUUUUAUGACUUUCAAGUAGAGGUGAAGGAAAGUGCUUUACUUGUUAAUAAGCUGGUAGUAAGGGAAGGACCAUUAAGUAAAUAUAAUAUAUUCGACUAUAGAAGGAAUGAUAAAAUGUAUACAAUUAUUUGGAACCAUGAUGAACGGGUUGGUUCUUGUACUUGUCAGAGCUUCGAAUUUCGUGGGAUUGUUUGCAGGCAUUUAUUAGUUGUGUUCAAGGAAGAAUCCAUCAUAAAAAUGCCUUCUCAUUAUAUACUUAAAAGGUGGACACGUAAUGCGAAAGAAAAAAAUAAAAGUGACUCAACUCAUUUGUCUUCAAACAUUGAUGAGUCAACCAUUUUGGGGCGCAAUAAAAUAUCUCGUAUGAUGAACUAUUUAAUAAAUGAAGGAACGAGGACUCCAGAAAUAAUGGAACCUGUGUUAUCAGCUUUAGAAUAUUUGGUUGCAAAUCAAUCUAUUGUUUAA